Messenger RNA from Echinostoma caproni, 1536 nucleotides. NCBI's taxonomy places the organism in Eukaryota, Metazoa, Platyhelminthes, Trematoda, Plagiorchiida, Echinostomatidae. The record is from the annotation of a GenBank genome assembly.
AUGAUGCUGGACACGAUCGCCAAAUUACUACAUUCGCAUCCUCUGGUGCUGGACGGUAGCUCCCGACUGUACACCACAUCACUUAUCGAUCUAGACCCGAUUCGAACUGGGCGAGCUGAGUCCGGUUCCCCUUAUAACGAUGCCACAUCCGAAUGGGAUAAUAUUAAUGCAUCCCCAAUGCUAUUCCGCGAGAAUAGCUAUCCGGACACGAGCAAUAUGGGGUCCAAGGUACAAGGAUCUCCGACUGUGGUUGGAUGGCACAGACAACAACAACAACAACAAAAUCCGAACAACGCGAUCAGUCGUGUUUCCACAAGCGACCAGAUUCGGGAGCGCAUUCACCUGUAUCGUAAAUUGAUGUCACCAAAACAGUGGAAACAGUUUCUCGCACAAACCCUACCCGGACAGAGUAACGCACAAUUCAAUCUUGCCCUGUUUGAGGCUUCGGUUAUCGGGGUUCGCCGAGCUGUAGCCGAGUGUCGAUAUCAAUUUCGGAACGAACGAUGGAACUGCAGUCAGGUUCCCAACACAGACACAGUGCUGUUUGGAAAUCUGCUUCUCAAAGGCAUACCCCAAACAGCCUUCGUUUAUUCCAUCAUCAACGCCGGGAUUGUGCAGUCAGUGGCAGAAGCCUGCCUAAGUCGCAUCGAUAACUGCCCGUGUAAUAAUCAGGGCCGUGAGACGUCCACAUCAAAUUGGCAAUGGCAAGGAUGCGAUCACAAUAUUCACUACAGUCGAAAAUUUUCCCGACGACUUUUGGAUACCAUGGAACAAGGUUCACACAUCCGAUUCCGUAUGAAUUUACACAAUAACAAAGUUGGACGACAGCUCGUAAUGAGAAAUAUGGAACGGUAUUGUCGAUGUCACGGAACCAGUGGGUCAUGUACCUUACGCACAUGUUAUCGGCGUACACCUCGAAUGCGCACAUUAGGAAAUCUGCUGAAGCAAAUUUACGAGACCAACUCAAUUCGCAUCGAUUCGGAAACCGUGCUUAUUGGAACCGAACCAUCACGAAAGAGAACAAAGGAAAAAACUAUGAAAGAUAAUGAUCAUCCGUCGCUUGAGUCAAAGGAUUCCGUUCGAAAAGUGUACGGACAAGAUGAAAGUGUAGAACAGUGGAAGAGUGCGCUUCGAUACGCGUCAUCCCUGCAGUGGCCGGACUCUACACGUAUCUAUUUGAACGACGAAUCGGUGGGUCAGAACUCGCGAUUGGGACAACUCAUCACUGGGUCUGACUUGUUUAAUUUGCCAAACAAGACUGACCGGAUCAGACAUACGCAAUUGGUCUAUUAUGAGACAGUACCGCACAGCUUGUUUUGCGAAGCCAAUUCCCGUUUGCACAUUCCUGGCACGCAUCAUCGCCUGUGCAAUUCCACAUCUACCGGUCCGGAUAAUUGUGCCCAAUUAUGCUGCGGUCGGGGUUUUCUCACGAAUCAUUACUAUGCGAUGGAAUCGUGCAAUUGCAAAUUUAUUUGGUGCUGUCGCGUCCAAUGUCAGCAAUGCUUGAUUCUUAAAAAGAUGGAAACUUGUUUAUGA